Cuscuta campestris is the source of this 4341-nucleotide messenger RNA. The record is from the annotation of a GenBank genome assembly. NCBI's taxonomy places the organism in Eukaryota, Viridiplantae, Streptophyta, Magnoliopsida, Solanales, Convolvulaceae.
GAAAGAUCUAAGGUUUGGUUUCCAUCAAUUAGCAGGUUGGAUGAAACUCAUUUUCGUCACGGAAGAGAUAAGUAUUUCCAUCUCUUUAAAAUCUUCUUUUGUUGAUCCGUUUAUUUGAACUCUUUGUUUAAUUUCUUGCUAACUUUUGUAGGAAAUAAGUACAGAUUAAAAGUUUAGGCUAGUUACAGUGGUUACGCUAGUGGGGGUUUUGGGUAGUGACUUCACACAUUUCGGAAGUAACCAAAACUAGAUACAAUAAGAAUAACCAAGUCUUAAUUGAAACUCCUAAAUUAGAAACCAAUAACACCCAGUAAGAGAUGCUGAUAUAAGAAGCUAUGAUUGUUAGUCCAUGAUAAGUUUAUUCAAAUGCCAGUUACCAGUUUCAUGAAGGACUAGAUUUCUUGUUGUCAUUUAUCUAGGCACCUCUUCUCAUGCCAAAACUAUUCUGCCCCUUUUUCAAUACCCUCCAUAAGUUUUUAUAGCCGUAUUAUCUACUAGGUAAUUUCAUUAUGUAUGGAGCAUAAUGUAUUUUCUCAAAUAAGUGUCCAAAAUGAGUAACCUUUUAAAUUUAGUUAGCUCAACAUAUAUAAAUUAAAAAAUAUAGCUAGAAUUUAUGUUUUCUAACUCCCUGUUUGGGAAGAGUGUUUUCGAUUAGCGUUAGCGAUUUAGAUAAAAUUUUAGUGGUGUAGAUUAACUUUGAAAAUGCUAACGCUAAAGUCUACCGUCGGAUAGUCUUUUCAAAACACUAAUGCUAAUGUCAAAUGCCGAUGCCAAACGAGACCUAACUCGUGUACUUUUUAGUAAAAUUAAUUCGUGUACCUUUAAUAAUCCCUUCUAGAAAUGUACACAACAAUAUUCCCAUUUUGUUAAUAAAUACACAAAAAUAGACCUUGAGUUAACAAAAAAAUCUUUCCUUGUUGCAUGUUUACAAAUGCAUAUACACUUAGAGCAUGUACUUUAUGAAAUUUAUGAAAUCGAUGUAUGCACAUAUAAUCAUUGCAUAAUAAUCAUUUCCUUGCUAAGAGAAAUUUUCUUUUUUGUUUCUAACCAAUGAAAGAAUAAAAUCAAAAUUUUAAAAAUGAAAGUGCAGAAUUUAUUAUUUUAUGAGUAUUAAGUGUGCACAUUUUAGAAUUGAGGGAGUCUAAAAAGACAUCACUUCAUUUAGUAUAAAAUUCCGACACCAGUUCAAUUGAGACACUUAUGGUACUCUGAUCGUAAUAUUGAUAUGGUCGUAAAAUUGAUAAGAGCAAGGACAUGCUCUAUGUAAUACUACCUUCAUCCCUGAGUAUUUGUUCAAUUUGGACUUUUUUGGUCAACUGUUUUCAAUAUUUGACCUAUAAUUUAAUAAAAUAUUUAUCGUAUAUUAAUUAAAUAAAAUAAUAUUUUGAAAAUAUUUGAUACAAUAAAUCUAAUAAAUUUAUUUUUGUAUCAAUAUCUAAUAUCAUUUUUGUUUAAUUUGUGGUCAAAGUAUACCAAUUUUGACCCAAAAAAAGUCAACAAUGGACAAGUACGAGGGACAAAGGGAGAGUGCGUUUUGGGUUCUUUCUUUCUAAAUUAUUCAUGAACACACCUGCAUUCAUUGCUAUUGUUUUUUGCAUACAUAAGGUUUCAAGUAGUGUGUGUAUUGAAGAGGAAGUCAUUUUAUCUGUGGGUGGGUCUAAUCCUUUGAUAUUUAUGAUUAAAAAAAGAUGUGGCCAAUGAGGGUUCUCUCUCAAGAUUCUCAACAAAAGAAAGUUCUUGAAUGUUCAAUGUUUUGAAAGAAUUAAGGCACAUGGAUUUAAAAUUAAGCUUUGUUAUUAAUGAGAAGAAUUUGAUUCAAAUCCAAAUUCAAAAUUUGAGAGUUUUUCAAACAUGAAAUUUGAGCCAAAUCCGGAUUUGAAAUCCAAAUUCAUGUUCCCAAACAUACCAUAAAAUUAUUCUUACGUAACCUUUUUAAGAAGACUUGAAUAUUACACAUAAAUGUAACUCCAAUAACCAAAUAUUAACUCUCAUGCUAUUAUGCUAAGUUAUGGAGUUUUUUAGUGUCACUGCAAAUCUAUAACUUAAAAAUUUAAAACUUCUAUAUGUGAAUAUUACGCUUCGAGUUGCACAUCUUAUUUGUCCGAAAAAACGUUUUCAUUUGGCCUAAAAAGAUAUAAAUGUCCCUACUUUUCUUAAAUCUAAGCUAACAUUUCCCAAUUAGUUUUUACGUCCUACUCAUUUUAGCUCCCUUCAAAUCCUACAUGUUUCGGUUGUCGUCGUUUGAUCUUGCUCAAACUUUAAUAGUUUCCCUUCCAAAAAAUUAAUACAGGAAAUGUUUUGUGGGAUAAAACAAGUAUUUAUUUCAGUUUUCUCCUAAAUGAACAAUAUAUUGUUUUUUUAUAUGGCGUCUCAUCUCGAAUAGGGUCUUCCACACCCAAACUCGUCGUAAAAGUUAAAUUGGGUUUGAAUCUUCGAUGGGCCGAACUCGUAAAAUAGCCGACAAACCCAUGUUGAAGUCGGGUUUAAGUCUGACCCAUUGUUGGGCCAAGCUAGUCUCUAUGCUCUUGGAUUGAAUUCAUUCUUUGUUUUUAUAGAGUUUAAGAAAAUUGUUGAAAUUUGAAAAGUAUCUUGUAUACAUUUGUUUGGAAGAUAAAUAUCUUGAGCCAUCUAUUCUUUCUUGAAAAAGAAGGGAAAGAAGUGUGAACUUUAUCUUGGGAUGGAUAAAAAAGACCAUGAAUUUAAUUAGAGACACAAAUAGAGUACAUGCAUGCCUCUAUGUGAUGAGUUUCUAUACUUGUACAUCAUCGAAAUUAAUACUCCCUCCGUCCCAGAAAAUAUUUCUUAUUUUGAUUUUUUUUCGGCCAAACAGUGACACUCUUUAAACAUAAAUUAAACCUAAUCUAAAUAAAAAAUGUUAUAAACAUUUGAUAUAUCAAAACUAUAUCCUAAGAUGAAUUCAAUUAUAUUGAAUUUAUAUUAUAAUGCAAUAUACUUUCUCACAAUUUGUAGUUAAAACGUAUCACUGUUUGACCGAAAAAAGUCAAAAUGGGAAGUGUUUUGUGGGACGGAGGGAGUACUAUUUUUGUCCCAGUUUACUCGUCCAGUUUGAUUUUUUCGAGUUGAAUUUGAUGAGUUUUGGACUUCAAUUAGAGAAAAAAAUUUUAUUAUACUCUGUAUUUAGUAUGUAAAAAUAAUUUGAUUAGAUUCAUCUUGUUGAGAACUUUAAAAAUUUGACUUCGUUGUAUUGAUAUGCAAUAUUAAUUAAGAGUAAUUGAUGAUUAAAAUUUAUUCUAUUUGACUCAAAAGAGUGAAACUAGAAGGAUAUGAAGGGAGUAAGUUAUACAUUGGUGAAAAAUGAAAUUUUUAAUGGGAUGGAUGUAUAUAGAGUCUUGGAUUGUCUUGGUAUAUGAAGAUGAAUGUAGACAUUUAGUAUUAAAGAGGUUGCAAGAAAUAUUUGGAGCUAUUUCUUGUUCCAUGGCGAUGUGGUUUACUGUAAUUAUGUUUAUAUUAGAGAAAAAACAAAAUUCCAACUAACCCCCCUCCCAAUGUUUAUAAAAAUUUAUUCUUUUUCUCCCGCAUUAUUAAAAGUAAAAUCUUAGCGCUGUACGUUUACUUAUCUCCAUCAACCACUACGCCGAAUCACCAUUUUCUUCUACGAUAACAUCAACGUUGUACGUUUACUUAUCUGCCAACCUGGUUCAACUUCAGUGCACUCAACACGUCGAGGUUGAUAUUCAUUUUGUCCAGGACAAAGUAGCACUUGGCCACAUGCGGGUCCUUCAUGCCCCGUAUUCCUUCCAGUUCAAUGUUAUCUUCACAAUAGAAUUACCGUCCCUUCUCUUCGCCGACGUGGGGGUGAUCUCUUGCAUUAAUCAAGCGCAUAUUAUACCAUUCUUCACUAAGAUCCACUAUUUUUGGUCACAAAAUUGUAUGAACCUUAUACAGAGGAAUGUGACAUUUAUUGCAUUGUACUUGCUCACCAACAACAGCAUACAUAAGAACCAUCAACAAUGGAGAAGGAAAAAUCAGGAAUAUCACCCAAAAAUGCAGGCUGCACCACUUGUGAUAAUAGAAGAUUCGUAACUCCGAUUGACGUGAAAAUUGAGUAGAUUGAAGUCCGAUGUAUUGGGAACACUCUCUGAAAAUUUCAGCUAAAUCCAACGGUUGGAUCUUUGGCGAUGGUCAAAUUCGUGCAGGCUGUCCAGAAAAUGUGCACUUUCUUUCUUUCUUUUUGUUCGGAUCUGCUUCUGUUAUUUCGUACUCUCGCACGCCAAAACUGUAUGGGAAGGUGAAGAUAAUAUAUGGAAUAGAAUAACCUUGUUAGAGUGUACUUAGGAUUCUCAACCAUGGCUUCCUCCUCAAGAAAAGUAAACCAAGUAG